Auanema sp. JU1783 is the source of this 267-nucleotide messenger RNA. Lineage: Eukaryota; Metazoa; Nematoda; Chromadorea; Rhabditida; Rhabditidae. The record is from the annotation of a GenBank genome assembly.
AUGGAAUUCUACAGAAUUCUUCUCUUCAUCCUGAUAUCUUCAUGUCAAUUCCAUUUGGGCAGUAGCUCUUUAAGUGAUAGUCAACUAAUGCGAAUCAUUGACUCACAAAAUCAGAAUAGUCGAUGGACUCAUUCAAUUUCACCGGCUGUUAAAAAAUAUGACAGAAACUGCUUCUUUUCACCUGUUCAAUGCAUGUUAUCAUCUUAUAGCGACCAGUCAAAUCCUGUCGUCAUUUUAGACACCGUCAAGAGACGAUUUUGGAAAUGA